Molecule: messenger RNA, 1857 nt
Organism: Nicotiana tabacum (common tobacco)
Lineage: Eukaryota; Viridiplantae; Streptophyta; Magnoliopsida; Solanales; Solanaceae
Product: transcription factor TCP20-like
Cellular component (GO): nucleus
Molecular function (GO): sequence-specific DNA binding; DNA-binding transcription factor activity
Source: RefSeq, a predicted model, not a curated record
AGUAUAAUACCAGAUGAUUCCGCAUUCUUACAUUUAUGGGUUGUCAGUUUAUUGUAAUUUUCUUCUUUUACGAUGGUGUUAUUUUUACUAACUUUUUUCUUUAUCCCAUGCCCCUGAAGGAACAGAUUAUCGCGCAAUUUAAAUAAAUUUCCUAACUUUAGGUCUGCGUACAUAUUACCUCCCCAGACCCCACUUGUGGGAUUACACUAGAUUGUUGUUGUUGAGUUGUUCGAUUAAUGAUUUCCCAUUACCUGCCCGAAGCUCAGUCACGGGAUUUGACUGUUUGGUUUCCAGUUUCGUCCUUGUUUCAAUGUGAACCUUUUUUUCUACCUCAAAAAGCCAAGGAGCAGUCUAUCAACAUCAGAACUUUUGCCAAAAUUCCAUACAGUUUUCACAAGGAAAGAAUACUACAACAGUAAAUGGAACAAGUUCAGAGCAAUUGAGCAAACAGAGAAACCUCCUGUAGUUAUUCUUUGUUUUUUUUCCCAUGUUUGUGAGGUCAUCUUCUUCUAUAAUAAAGAAAUAUUUGUUCACUUUUUCUAAUAGUAAUUUGUAACAAGAAAACAACUUUGAAUAGUUUAUUCAAAGCAGCCGCAGGAGGAGAUAUCAAACUUCUUGAGCCACCCAAGUCCCAAAAAUAUCAAUACCAAUAACAGCAGCAAUAUGGGGGAGAACAAUCCUGUAGAAAUCAAAGAUUUCCAGAUUGGAAAUUCAGAAAAAGACGAAACAAAGAAGCAACAAUUGGCUCCAAAAAGAAGUUCCAAUAAAGAUAGGCAUACAAAAGUUGAAGGCAGAGGAAGGAGAAUACGCAUGCCUGCUCUUUGUGCUGCUAGGAUUUUUCAACUCACACGUGAAUUGGGUCAUAAAUCUGAUGGUGAAACAAUCCAGUGGCUGUUGCAGCAAGCGGAGCCUUCCAUAAUUGCUGCAACAGGCAAUGGAACAAUUCCAGCCUCGGCUUUAGCCGUGACUGGAUCCUCUAUUUCGCAACAGGGGAUCUCUGUUUCUGCUGGUUUGCAGCAAAAAAUGGGUGAAUUAAGUAGCAGUAUUAGUAGUAGUAGUAGUUUUUGUAGGACCAAUUGGCCUAUGGUUAAUGGGAAUUUUGGGAGACCCCAUUUGGCUACAACAGGAAUAUGGCCCCCAUCAACAACCAAUUUGGCCACUGAGAGUUCAAAUUAUUUACAAAAGAUUACUAGCUUCUCUGGGUUUGACUUACCAGCCACCAAUUUGAAUCCUAUGAGUUUUACUUCUAUAUUGGGUGCUGCUAAUCCCCAGCAAUUACCUGGGUUAGAGCUUGGAUUAUCACAAGAUAGUCAUAUUGGGGGUUUGAAUUUACAAUCUUUGAGCCAGAUUUACCAGCAGAUGGAGCAUUCAAGAAUGCACCAUUCACAACAACAGCAACAACAAAAUCAGCAUCAGCAGCUUUCUCCAGAGGAUGAUCCUCAAGGAUCAGGAUAAUAGAGCUUGGAUUAUCACAAGAUGGUCAUAUUGGGGGUUUGAAUUUACAAUCUUUGAGCCAGAUUUACCAGCAGAUGGGGCAUUCAAGAAUACACCAUUCACAGCAGCAGCAACAACAACAAAAUUCUCCCGAGGAUGAUUCUCAAGGAUCAGGAUAGUAGAGCUUUUCACAUAACAUAUUCCAAUUUGUAGGGUACAUAUAUAAAGUGAUACUGGCGUUUACUGAGCUAGAGGCUUUUUUGGUGAAUGGUUUUAUUAUUAGGAAAUGUCUUCUUAAAAAGUGCAGAAAAUCUUUAUCAUUCAUUUUGCCCUUUAGAUCCAAAUGCCAAGUGGAGUGCCUGUACCUUGUUUGUUGAAAUAAACAUAGAAAUCAUAUAUACACGAGCAAUUUUCUGUCUUCAA